UAAACAAAUAAUUAUUCGUGCUGUGCCGCUUUGAAUGUGAAACCUUGUGAAAGUAGUAAAUAUUCACACGCCAGAGUCGCUGUUGGUUAUACAGGGAAGCGCAAACUGGAAAGGACAACGAAAACAAGGAAAUACACGAAACAAAGAGAGGAAGCUAAAGGAUUUCUUCACGUAAUUUCUCUGGAUCAGGCUCUUUGGGUGUAACUUUCGCCUCAGACCGGUAGUGGAGUCAAGCGACGGGGCCUCGGGAAACGAUGACUGGUGAGGAAUGAACACAACUUUACACGCCACGGACGUUACCUCAGGAAAACACGCGCUUCUCUUGCGCAGCUGAUGAGGUAAAAGUUGGAAUUUUGCCCCCUGCACGCGCUGUAUUAUCCGGAAUAAUGGUUAUGGAGUGUUUAAAAGUGUCGGGGUUUAAGGGAAGCUAACAGGCUAUUCAGCCACACCCUCCCGCCGCUUCCUGAUACGCAAGAUGUAGCGGGAGACUACAACCGUGUCUCGACAACUAGACUUCGUUACCGGUCUCGGAAACGUAAGAGGCUUCGCUCAAGAGCGGAAAAUGGCGAAUAAAAGCGAAACUAUCCGUCACCGGACGACCGUUGUGUUUCUGCAAAAGUGGGCGUUUGGACGAUAGAUAUGCAUACGGAUCUAAGUUUGCCCAAAGAACUUGGAUUGUGUGCGAAAAAGAAACGGUUGAAAGUCGUUUGGAAGUGUUUUGUGGACUUUAAAGGUAUCGUGGGAUGAUGGUGCAGAGGUGGCGGGACGCACGGUCGGCGCUUCGAUCGGAGGGUCGCGUGCGUUCAGUUAUACGUCCAAACACAUCAUCAUCAUUCAGGACACUUAUUCAAAUGACGCGAUUUAAGAAACAAAAGUAGAUGAAACGGAUUAUAAACGCCCAAACUAGGAGCUUUUGGAAGUCAACCUGCACUUUGCCUUUUGGGGGGCAUCCUCGUACCUAUGGCACUGCAGUAGCCGUUACAAGUGUUUUUUGCAUUGUUGGAUUGACAUUGACAUUGAAGCAACCUGUGAAACUGAUCAGACUGUAGCCUACCUUUUAAAAGGUUGUUGUGAAUUAGAUUUUUUUGUCAGUAUGCAAAGAUUAUUUAAACAUUGGGCAAUAUAGAGUUUUUCAACUGAAAGGAUAUUUAAUUAUAGCUCUCCUGAGCCUCUUUUUGCCCACAAUUGCUAAGAAUCAUCCACAUAUAUAUAUAUAUAUUUGUUUUAUUUCAUUACACAAGAAAGCCAGGCCCUUAUUCUCAUAACAAGUUUAUUGAGUGAAGUUUCAUAUUUUUUGCAAAUGUUUACUCAGAAUCAAGUGGCCCGUGUGAGGUGACGGUGGACAUUGUACAUAUUUUCUGAAGGACAUUACAGAAGACGCUAUGGCCAGUUUCAAUUCAUAGUUUCCAUAGAAGGUGUGGAUUUUUUAAACAACGAAGAAAAUGUCAUAAGUUAUGUUUUCGCACCAUAGACGUGUGUUGUAAUCUUUAUUUUGAAAAAAAAAAGAAAAUUUAGGACAUCAGUGUGACCACCCUACUAUGGCUAGUAGUGGCUCGGGAAAAUCAGAUAGCGACGUUCCUACCAACACCCUUAGUGGCAGCUUGCAACAAAGGAAAAGACUUUUAUCCAUCUGUGACGCAUGCAAAAGCAAAAUGCAGCUGGUGGCAGACCUGCUUCUGCUGUCCAGUGAGACCAGGCCGGUCGUCCAUGCCGACGGCCUGCCAGUAGCAGAGACUUUCGAGAAAUGUCGUGACACGGUGAUCGCCAGGACGAAGGAGCUGUCCAUCAUCGUCCAUGACAUUCAGAGCCAGCUUAACAUGGGGAAGUUUGUAGAAGUUGGGGACCGACUGGUGGAGAUGGGGGACCUCGUGGUCUCGCUGACGGAGUAUUCGGCACACGCUGCCUACUUGGCAGCUGUGGAGACCCCGGGCUCGCAAGCUGCCGUUCCUGGCCUGGUGGACCGCUACAAAGUCACCCGUUGCCGGCACGAAGUGGAGCAGAACUGCAGCGCCCUCCGCCUGACCUCUCUGGCUGACCUGACACCACAGCUCCUUCUGGAGGUGUCGCAGAACAUCCUGAAGAAUCUCACCACACUUACGGACGCCUCCUCCCUGGCCAGUGAUAAAUCCAAGGACAAGUUUGCCAAGGAGCAGUUCAAAGCCAGUGUCAAGUGCAUGAGCACCAGUGCCACAGCUCUCCUGGCGUGUGUGAGGGAGGUCAAGGCCUGCCCCAGCGAGCUAACCCGCAACCGCUGCGUCCUUUUCAGCGGACCCCUCGUGCAGUCGGUGUACUCCUUGGUGGGUUUUGCCACCGAGCCACAGUUCCUUGGCAAAGCAGCCACCAUCACCCCCGAGGGCAAGGGGGUGCAAACGGCUGUGCUGGGUGGAGCCAUGAGCGUCGUGUCGGCCUGCGUGCUUCUGACCCAGGGCCUCAGGGAUAUCUCUCAGCAUCCAGAGAACACCUCCCAGAUGCCCGUCUACCGGGAGCGGCUGCGGAACUCUGCUUGUGCCGUCUCGGACGGAUGCACGCUCCUGUCUCAGGCACUAAGGGAACGAUCUUCACCCAGAACUCUACCGCCAGUUAACUCUCAUUCUGUGAAUUAAAACUCAUUUAGAUACACAACACCAACCCCUCGGCACAUUAUUCGAAGUACCAAAGAAUCUAAUCAGGUUUAACCCUAUAACAGUGUGAUCCAGUUGACUAAAUGUAAAGUUUGUUAUCUAAAUUAACAUUUCACGGCAAUCAGCUAUAGUCAAGUUGAGAUCAGAGGUUUGAAGGUUGUUGUCCAUAAAGCACGGAAUAGGGGAAAGGUUUGCUAAAACUGACAACUGUUUAAAAUCUGUUUCCUCUGUUGCUUACGAAUUUGGUCAGAAGUGUUUAAAACAGAAGUCUUAGUAAAAUUAAACUGAAAAUUUACCUCAGUGUUCAGCUGAAUGGAUAUCAUUGAGAUGUGUAGAAGAGUUUGUAUUCAAUGUGUGAAUUUGCUGCUGUGAGUGUGUGGCAUAGGUUUUACACUAUUUACAAGACUUACAAUUAUAUUUUAAUGUGCUGUGUUUUUUUUCUUUGCCCCCACCCCAUGUUUUAUCAUGCAUGUACUGGAGUAUUUAUUUCAACUUAUUAAAAUGUUGUUUCUCAUA
Molecule: messenger RNA, 3137 nt
Organism: Paramisgurnus dabryanus
Lineage: Eukaryota; Metazoa; Chordata; Actinopteri; Cypriniformes; Cobitidae
Source: RefSeq, a predicted model, not a curated record